Messenger RNA from Pyrgilauda ruficollis (rufous-necked snowfinch), 1207 nucleotides. It is a transcript of the gene SNX22, whose product is annotated as sorting nexin 22. Gene Ontology annotation, molecular function: phosphatidylinositol phosphate binding. The record is from RefSeq and is a predicted model, not a curated record. NCBI's taxonomy places the organism in Eukaryota, Metazoa, Chordata, Aves, Passeriformes, Passeridae. The transcript has 6 exons. Bases 281 to 970 code for a protein of 229 amino acids.
GGGCUCUGGAGCAAUCCCACUUGGUGGCACUCCCCAGAGCUCCAUGGGGCUCCUACCCCCCUUCCCCGGAGCUAGCUUUGCCCCUUCCCCCCUUCCCAGCCUCGCGUGUGCGUUUUAUCAAAACCGAUACCCGUUCAAACAGAGAAAAGGCAGCUUGGCCUGACUUCCCUCUUUCCUUUCCCCUUAUCCUUGUGAAGCGGCUCCCUGCGGCGGCUCCGCGGCUGCCUCCCCCCGUGCGGCUGGGGCUCAUCCCGGGCUGCCCGCCGGCCGUGACCCCGCCAUGGGCGCCCGGGGCGGUCCCUGCCCGGCCCCGGCCCCGCUCCCGGCCCGUCCCGCCCGCGGCCCCGCCGCGCCCCGGGCCAUGAUCGCCGUCUCCAUCCCCGCGGCCGAGCCCCCGGAGGCGGGCAGCCCCGAGCGGGCGCACACGGUGAGGGACGGGGCCGAGCGGGGCGCGGGGGGCCGGCUGCGCUCGGGGAAGGUGUUCCGGGUGGAGGUGCUGUGCAAUGGCCGGCGGCACACGGUGACCAAGCGCUACAGCGAGUUCCAGGCGCUGCACAAGCGGAUCAAGAAGACCUGCAAGGUCCCCGACUUCCCCGCACGCCAUGUCCCCAACUGGAUGCCCAAAGUGCUGGAGCAGCGCCGGCAGGGCCUGGAGCUCUACCUGCAGGGCGUGCUGUACCACAACGAGGAGCUGCCCCAGGACAUCCUGGACUUCCUGAAGGUGCGGCAGUGCCAGCAGAGCCCCAAGGCCAGCAGCCUCCCCACCAGACUCCUGCCCUCCCAGCGCCCCAUCCUCGGCUUCCGCUCGGAUCCCUACGUGCGGCCACACGGCACCGAGCUGCUCCCCAACGCCGUCCUCAGCGGGGUCCUGCAGGGCCUCUACCUCCCCCUGAGCUGUGCUCCUGGCCCGGCAGCAUCCCGAGCCUCUGGAAUGAUGAGUUCCACCCAGCACCCAGGGAUGCAGUGGUGAGAGAAAGGAUCCUUGUGGUGAAACUCACUCCUCCCUGCUGGGAGAAGCCAAAGGGAUGUUGGGAACUGCUCUCUCACCACCAUGCAAAGUGCCUUUGUUGGCAGAGCAGGAGCUCUGCCUUCCCCCCUGCUGUUUUGGGCUUGCAGUAUGGGCCUUUGGAUGCUGAAUGGUGCUGGAAAACCUCUCUGCAUCCAGGCUUUGGUGCAAUAAAUCUCCUGGAUUUGACUGACUGGAAAA